AUGUUCAUCUACCAGCUCUCCGGCUUCCUCUGGUCGGCUGCCAACAUUGCCGUGGAGGCUGGGCAGGACGGCAUCUCCGUGAAGACGCUUUCCGAGCAGGACGCCGAGAUCAGCAAUAAGAAGCCACGCAAGGCCAGCAGCGCCGAUGGCAUGCUCUACGGCCGCUUUGUGAAGGCGGCCACGCUCACGGCACACGGGGAGGAGGCCGCAAAGUCACCCGCCGCCUCGGACAGCAGUGAAGAGGAGGAGAAGCUGGACCUCUCUUCAGUCAGGAGGCUGACGGACGAGGAGCUGAUCCGAGCCUGCGGGGGCCGCACAGCACACAAGGGUGCCCGGCACGGCCUGACGAUGAGCGCCAAGCUGGCCCGCCUGGAGGAGCAGGAACGAGCCUUCCUGGCCUCGUACAGGCAGAAAAAUGGGCUGCCAGAGACCCCGGAGAGCAGCCUCCCAGCAGAGAGGCAAAAGAAAAAGAAGAAAAAGAAACGGUGCAAAGACAGUGCUGAUCCCGAAGCUGAGCAGAGCCAGGAGCCGAGUGAGGAAGAGAACACAGUAGAAGAGGGAGAGAGGGUGGCAAAGAGAAAGAAAAAGAAGAGGAAGCACAAAGAAUUAGUUGAGAGAGGGGAGAGCGAGGCAGAGGCACCUCUAGGAGAUGAUGAGCCAGACCACACCGGGCACAGCCCCAAGAAGAAGAAGAAGAGGAAGAAGAGACAGCGGGAGGCAGACUGAACGGGUGCCAGGGUUGCCGUGCUGCGGAGAUGCUGGUACCGUCUGGCCGGGAGGGUCCCAAUCCAGCCCGUGGCACUUGCCGGUGCUGGUAGGAGUCCAAGGGUGCUCCAGAUGGGCCCCGCGCUGCAGACGAGCCCCGUGUUUGCUGCCUGGUGCUGUUUGUGGGUGCUGGGCUGGGGCUGGUCGGUCUGGAGCCGAACCGGGGGGAAGGUGCUGGCUUUGUUUCACCCACUUGAACCUUCCUCCCAUCAAGGGCAACCCUGGUCAUCA
This is a messenger RNA of Struthio camelus australis, 996 nucleotides long. The record is from RefSeq and is a predicted model, not a curated record. Lineage: Eukaryota; Metazoa; Chordata; Aves; Struthioniformes; Struthionidae.